Messenger RNA from Seriola aureovittata, 5185 nucleotides. RefSeq names its product MAGUK p55 subfamily member 3-like. The record is from RefSeq and is a predicted model, not a curated record. The coding region runs from base 3776 to 4693 and encodes 305 amino acids. NCBI's taxonomy places the organism in Eukaryota, Metazoa, Chordata, Actinopteri, Carangiformes, Carangidae. Gene Ontology annotation, cellular component: plasma membrane; cell-cell junction. The transcript has 15 exons.
ACGUCAUAGUAUAGUAAGGCAUAAAAAGUCAUAAAAAGGUCAUAGUAUAAUAGUAAGGCAUAAAAAGCCAUAAAAAGGUCAUAGUAUAGUAACGCAUAAAAAGUCACAAAAACGUCAUAGUAUAGUAAGGCAUGAAAAGUCAGAAAAAGGUCAUAGUAUACUAAGGCAUAAAAAGUCAUAAAAAGGUCAUAGUAUAGUAAGGCAUAAAAAGUCACAAAAAGGUCAUAGUAUACUAAGGCAUAAAAGGGCAUAGCAUAGUAAGGCAUAAAAAGGGCAUAAUAUAGUAAGGCAUAAAAAGGUCAUAGUAUAGUAAAGCAUAAAAAGUCACAAAAAGGUCAUAGUAUAGUAAGGCAUAAAAAGGUCAUAGUAUAGUAAGGUAUAAAAAGUCACAAAAAUGUCAUAGUAUACUAAGGCAUAAAAAGGGCAUAGUAUAGUAAGGCAUAAAAAGUCAUAAAAAGGUCAUAGUAUAGUAAGGCAUAAAAAGGUCAUAGUAUAGCAAGGCAUAAAAAGUCAUAAAAAGGUCAUAGUAUAGCAAGGCAUGAAAAGUCAUAAAAACGUCAUAGUAUAGUAAGGCAUAAAAAGUCACAAAAAGGUCAUAGUAUACUAAGGCAUAAAAAGGGCAUAGUAUAGUAAGGCAUAAAAAGGUCAUAGUAUAGUAAGGCAUAAAAAGUCAUAAAAAGGUCAUAGCAUAGUAAGGCAUAAAAAGCCCUAAAAAACGUCAUAGUAUAGUAAGGCAUAAAAAGUCACAAAAAGGUCAUAGUAUACUAAGGCAUAAAAAGGGCAUAGCAUAGUAAGGCAUAAAAAGGUCAUAGUAUAGUAAGGCAUAAAAAGUCAUAAAAAGGUCAUAGUAUAGCAAGGCAUAAAAAGUCAUAAAAACAGCAUAGCAUAAUACAGCAUAAAAAGGUCAUAGUAUAGUAAGGCAUAAAAAGUCAUAAAAAGGUCAUAGUAUAGUAACGCAUAAAAAGUCACAAAAACGUCAUAGUAUAGUAAGGCAUGAAAAGUCAGAAAAAGGUCAUAGUAUACUAAGGCAUAAAAAGUCAUAAAAAGGUCAUUGUAUAGUAAGGCAUAAAAAGUCACAAAAAGGUCAUAGUAUACUAAGGCAUAAAAAGGGCAUAGUAUAGUAAGGCAUAAAAAGUCAUAAAAAGGUCAUAGCAUAGUAAGGCAUAAAAAGGUCAUAGUAUGGUAAGGCAUAAAAAGUCAUAAAAAGGUCAUAGUAUAGUAAGGCAUAAAAAGUCAAAAAAGGGUCAUAGUAUACUAAGGCAUAAAAAGGGCAUAGUAUAGUAAGGCAUAAAAAGGUCAUAGUAUAGUAAGGCAUAAAAAGUCAUAAAAAGGUCAUAGCAUAGUAACGGAUAAAAAGCCAUAAAAAACGUCAUAGUAUAGCAAGGCAUGAAAAUUCAUAAAAAGGUCAUAGUAUAGCAAGGCAUAAAAAGUCAUAAAAACAGCAUAGCAUAAUACAGCAUAAAAACGUCAUAGUAUAGUAAGGCAUAAAAGGUCAUAGUAUAGUAAGGCAUAAAAAGCCAUAAAAAGGUCAUAGUAUAGUAAAAAGUCAUAAAAACAGCAUAAAAAAGUCAAAGUAUAGCAAGGCAUAAAAGUUCAUAGUAUAGUAAGGUAUAAAAAGCCAUAAAAAACAUCAUAGUAUAGUAAGGCAUAGAAAAGGUCAUUGUAUAAAAAGUCAUAAAAACGUCAUAGUACAGUUAGACACAAAACAUCAUAAAAAUGUCACACUUUAGUAAGGCAUAAAAAUGACAAAAACAUAUAAUUAAAUUUCAAUUCAAUUUUAUUUGCAUACUGUCAAAUCACAAUAUAAAUGACCGCACAGCACUUUACAGGGUAAGGUCGAGGAGUUACUGUAUUAGAGAAAGAAAACCAACAGUUGACACUAUAAGGAAGCACUUUGCGAUGGGGGAGGAAAAACUUCCUCAUGACAGAAAGAAACCUUGAACAGAACCGGGCUCAGGGCGGGCGGGCGGCCUCUGCCUUAACCGGUUUUCUUAGUAUAGUAAGGCACAAAAAGUCAUAAAAACGACACAGUAUAGGAAGGCAUGAAUAGUCGUAAAAAAGGCAUUGUACAGUAAGGCAUAAAAAGUCAUACUAUAGUUAGGCAUAAAAAUGGCAUAGUAUAGUAGGGCAUGAAAAGUCAUAAAAACAGCAUAGUAUUCUAAGGCAUAUAAACGACACGGUAUAGGAAGGCAUGAAAAAUCGUAAAAAUGGCAUAGUACAGUAAGGCGUAAAAAUUUCAUACUACAGUAAUGCAUAAAAACUUCAUAGAAUAGUCAGACAAAAACAUAGUAUAGUAAGGCACAAAAAGUCAAUGAAUACUGAGUCAUAAAAAUGUUAUAGUAUAGUAAGGCAUAAAUCGUCAUAAAAACGACACAGUAUAGGAAGGCAUGAAAAGUCGUAAAAACAUCAAUUUAGUAAGGCAUAAAAAUGUCAUACACAUCAUAGUAUAGCAUAGUACAGUAAGGCAUAAGAACAACAUAGUAUAGUAAGACAAAAACAGUAUAGUAAGGCAUAAAAAGUCACAAUAUAGUAAGGCAUAAAAAGUCACAAUAUAGUAAGGUAUACAAAUGUCAUAAUACAGUAAGGCAAAAAAAAAGUCAUGGUAUUCAUGCUAUCAUUAUUUGGGAGUUUUUGGCAGAAAUAAAACUCAUGCUUUUGAUAUAUCCAGCAUUUUAUGUCUACUCCUGCUAGCAACCUGACUGCUAUUUUACAGAAGACAAAAGCCAUGGUUACCUUGCUAGUUAAUGCUUGCUAACAAAAUAACAUCAGUUAACGUUUUUCUGGUGAUCUUACCACUGAUAUUCUCACAUGAUGUGAACCUUCGGAUAGCCCCCACUCUUUCAGUCAUUCAAAUACUAGCAUGCCCAAAUUGGUUGUCUUGGAGUCGUACCCUCUUGGAGGGCACAUUUGAAUGACUUAAUAUGACUUCACUCCAAACAUAGUGCAAGUUCACUCAAAUGUCUGUAGGGACAUGUCCCUACCGUCUAUAUGCAAACCUACGCCCUUGAUCAGUUGUCUUCUUUUAUUUUGCCUGACUGCAGCAAAGUGCAAUACGAAAAUAAUCCGCCUCAUAUAUGUCGAACUUUCUCAUCACUACUGAUACACUGAAAGGGAAGUGAGGAGAUUACGUUGUGUAACCACAUGAACUGUUAACAGAGAUCAAAUCCUUGAGAUUAGUGCCACGAGAUUGCAUAUUUUGAGAUUACCAAAAAGGGUUGCUCCUGGCUGUUGCCAUGGAGAUGUUAUCAACUUUUUGCCAACAGAAAAUUGUUUGUUUUUUGUUCACAUCUGAGCAUGAUCCUCAAAAAAAUACUCUUAGUGGUACAACACAUACUGGGAUUUUCCUUCGCUUUGUUUUCAAUGAAUUUGUUUUGUGGGUUGUGUUGUGUUUGUGUUUCCAGGUCUGGUGCAUGUAGGGGAUGAGCUUCGAGAGGUCAACGGAAACCUGAUAACCCACAAAAGGCCAGAUGAAAUAAGUCAGAUUUUGUCCCAGUCUCAAGGCUCCAUCACACUCAAAAUAAUUCCAGCUGUCGUAGAGGAAGACAAACUGAAGGAAAGCAGGGUCUACCUUCGGGCUUUGUUUGACUAUACCCCUUUUGAUGACAAGGCCACACCGUGCCAAGAGGCAGGACUUCCUUUUAAGAGGGGAGACAUUCUCCAGGUGGUGAGCCAGGAAGACACCACUUGGUGGCAGGCCAAGAAGGUGGGCGACUGUAACCUACGCGCCGCCCUCAUCCCCUCCACACAAUUCCAGGAGAGGCGCCUAAGAUACAGGAUGAAAAUGGGUUCCUUUCCUGCUCCUGUGUCUCCAAAAACUCCUACAUAUGAUCGUGCUGAGAGAGAAGACUGUGACAGUGAUGGUGCUCUGAAUGGAAAGGACAUAGUUUCUCCCAAGAGUAAGGCAGCCCCUGCCUUCUGUGGCCAUGCUUUCUCAUGGGAUUUUUACUCAGCCAGCCUGCGCAGAAGUUUCCGCCUCAAGAAAGAUCGCCAGUCUGCACCAGGAGAAGCUCACACUCCAGAUGCUAAUCACACAGACUUUCUGAUUUAUGAAGAAGUAACACAAUACCUGCCCCGCCCCAGUGAGAGGCCUCGCCUUAUAGUACUGAUAGGUUCCCUGGGAGCUCGGAUCACUGAGCUCAAACAGAAGGUGAUAGCUGAGAAUCCUCGACACUACGGUUUGGCUGUGCCUCACACCACUCGAGCCAGGAAGUGUCACGAGAGAGAAGGAGUGGAGUACCACUUCAUCACUAAAGCGGCUUUCGAGGCAGACAUCCAGAAUGGCAAGUUUAUUGAAUAUGGGGAAUAUAAAGAUAAUCUGUACGGCACCAGUUUGGAGUCCAUCAAUAGAGUUUUGGAUCAAAACAAAGUCUGUCUAGUGGAUGUGCAACCAGAGGCACUGAAGACUCUACGUACCGCUGACUUCAAGCCUUUCAUCAUCUUUGCACGGCCUCGCAUCUAUCUCACUCAAAAGAAACAGCUUGGCUCCUCUUCCUCUCUCAGCUUAGGGAUCACGGAGGAGGACCUACAGGAAAUGAAGCAGUCGGCAGAGCGGAUGGAAGAGUGCUAUGGCCACUGGGUGGACUAUGUCUUGGUGAGGGAGGAUCCAGUCAGUGCCUUAGCAGAGCUCCAGGUCGUACUGGAGAGGGUGCAGAUGGAACCUCAGUGGGUGCCUGUGUCCUGGGUGAGGAGCUAGUCCGCUUAACUGAGUCUGACUGCUUCAUAUCGGAAAGUGGACCGCUAAGCGAGGACAGACAAAACUGCUGGGAGCCUCUGAAUGUUGGGAGUGAUCCAGUGUUUACUGCCAUAUAACCAUUCCACAGAUACAGGUUUGUGAGUUGAGUCACUAUCAUAAAAGAACAUCUGCAAGGACUGAAAGCUGCUUUUUUUUCCAUCAGUCUGAACAUGAAGCAAGCGGUUCUGAUUACAUGGAUCACUGUAACUUAAGUCAUACAGGCACAGGCUGGUGUACAUACUGUGUAUCUAAAUAGUGCAGUGGCAGUAUAACAGCUCUGACGGGCAUGAAGUACAUGCAUGCAGGACAAUGUUCCUAAAGAAAGCAUCUGCACUUGUGUGAUCAAUACUGAAAGACAUCCACUACAUUACUGAAGUGCCAUAUUGAACAUGUCAAACUAAUAAAUAUAAUUGUAAAGUGAAAAUAAAACUCUGCAGAUGUCUAAUUUUUCAA